UGAAGAAAAUGGAAUGGCUGCUGGAAGACCUGCUUAAGGCUAAGGGAGAUAUGGGGCUUCUCCAAGGCCAGCUGACCCAUGCUCUGGCCUGCAGACACUGCAGCAGCAGCAUCUGCCUCCAAAGUCCAGGGAAUCUGGUGAUACUAUUCUUGUUCAUGGUGUGGCAGCUCCGAAGAUGGUGGCAGUUUGGGAAAUGGCAAAAGCUUCAGCCCUGGUGCUCUGGAGACAUAAUGAUGCAAGGCAAGGGACUACAACUUCUGCACCAUUUGGCCUUCCUUGAUUGCCUGUGGAAGCAAAAGUCAGAGGAAGAAGAGGAAUAUGGGGAAGAGAAGGAAGAAGAAUCAUUAUCUCUGGACCCACUAAAACCAUAUUCUCCUUCCAAAGACGCUCCCACUGGAAAUGAAUUCACUGCAGCCCCACGCCAGCCAUCCUGUAGUUCUGAGGGCCUCCUAAAGGCCACAGAGAUACGAGAACAAGUCCUCACACAACCCUCAAGCCCUUCCAGAUCCUUCCCUACUUUCCAGAUCCUGACCAACCUACCUGUGAGGAACAAGAUAGCUUCAGGGAGUUCCCUGCAGCAGAGAGAAAGCCAGCUCUUCUGGGGUCUUCCCUCGCUACACAGUGAGUCCUUGGAGGCUAUUUUCCUGAGCUCAGACAGCCCUUCUCCACUCAAGUUGUCUAUUUGUCCUUCUGUCUUCUUCAACAAGGUUGCCUUCCUGCCUGUGUACAACUUGUUGCUUGCCUAUUACCACUCCCCAACUUACUAUCCUACCCCUGAAGCCCACACCAUGAGAAAUCUGGAAGGAAUGGCACCUGGUCCUCAACUAGUUCCAUCUCCACCUUCCCCUCUUAUCCCAUCAGUAUCCUCCAGUCUUAAGCCUUUGCCUAUGGGCUGCAAGGGAAUCGUAUCUGACACUGAGGCACAAACACAGUGGUUUACCCCACAGAAAGAGGUUCCUUGUGUCUCUAAGAAUCAAGCCCUACACUCACAGCCUGAACUCCAAAAAACCAGACCUUCCACACUCUUCUAUUCAUCUGAGGCUUGGAAGGAGAUGCCAGGGGAUCCCAGCCUCCACCAACACAAUCCAGAAUCACCUUCUGCCUCUCUGUUGUAUCUUUCUAAUCCUCAGGAAGUCCUAACUAGGUUUGAGGCCCCACAGAUAACCAUGAAACAACAUGAGCACCCAAAAGCCUCUAAAUCUGCAAUGCCAACUACAAACCCACCCCUAAUUUCCCUGACAGAAUACCAAACAGCCAACCCUAUAGGAGACCUGUCUGAAUUGAAAGCUCUCUGGGAAACCACAGUGCAAAAAGAGAACCCUCAGAUCUAUGAGCUUCCAAUCUUGGCCCCUUGCCAAUUCACAGUACCCAUGACAGACCCUCAAGGAACUGGCUCUCCAGGAACUCCCCCUGGAUAUGAAGCUCAGUGGGGAAUCAUACAACAUAAAGACAGUCCCCAAGCUUCUGAUCCCCCAAUGUCAGCCUCCUGCCAACCCUCAGGUUCUCUGUCAGAAGUAAACAAUAUUAUCCCCAAAGGAAGACUUUCUACACCCAAGGACUUCGGGGGAAACAUGGGAGAUAAAGAGAAACCAUCUGUUUCUAAGUCUCCAGUGCCAGUCCCCUGCCUUCCUCUAGACACCCUGUCAGAACACCAGAAAGAGAGUCCUCUAGAGGAUCUGGGUGGAUAUGAGCCUCAAUGGCAACACAGGGAAAACUCGGGCAAUCUCUGGGCCUCUGAAACUCCAACCCUAAACUUCAACAUGGGGUUCUAUGAAACCAUCCCUGCAUGUGUCCCAUUGGGGUCAGAGACUCCAUUGAAGGGUAGACCUAGUACAGAAAAUCUUUGUGUCUAUGCAGAUCUAGUUUCAUCUCUUAACCUUCCCUCUGCCUCUCUUCCAGACUUCGCAAUGGGCCCCCAAAGAGUCUUUUUAGAGUCUAAAGCUGUGUGGGAAACAAAGGGGCAGAGAAGGAAUCUCCGGGUGUUUGACUCCCCAUGUCCUGCCCAUACACCACCUCUAGCCCCCUUUAUAGAACCACAAAGAAUCAAUACUAUGCACAACUUCCCUAGAUCAGAAGCUACAUGGAAGGAUACUGAGCAUACAAGAAAAUGUUUGUCUUCUGAGCCUCCAUUUCUGAACCUCAACCCAUCCCCAACUCUUGUACAGCCGCCCCUCAGAGUUAGCUCCGUAGAGAACCCACUUAAAUCUAAAGUUUGGUAUGGGGACAUUCAAAGAAAAAAUAAUUUCUUGGCUUCUGAGUGUCCAACUCAAAGCUCAUUCCAACACCUGCUUGGAGCCAGAUCCUCAGGAGUCCUAUCUAAGCCUGCUGGAGGGUACAUGAAGCAGAAUGAAAACUGUUGUGUUUCUGUAUCCUCAGUUUGGGAAUCUAGCCCACCUCCAAAUUCUGUUUCCAAGUCUCACAUAAGUGAGCCUUCUGGAGAUCAAUGCAACUGUAAACCUAUGAAAUCAGCAGUAGAACAGAGAAAGGACUCCUGGGCCACUGAGCUACCAGUCCCCAACUUUCUCUCUGCUCCAACACAUGAGCCACACUCCAACACUGAGUUUGUAUGUAGAAAUGUUCAAGAAAUAGAGGCCUCCCGGGCCCCCAGUCCUCAAGUAGUGAAUCCUCUGCAACCAACAUCCUGGCCUCCCGUUCUAGCUAGAGCUUGGAAGUCUGAGCCUACCCAGCCUGGCCUACAGAAGGAAAAGAUGGUCUCAGAAGCCAAGGCAAAGGUCCCAUCUCCCCAGGGUAGGGCUGUCUCAGGGGUGUGUGACCACCCUGUGAACCAUCCCUGGCAAUGGAGUAGAGAACUAGAGCUCAGACUAAAGAAACUCCAGCAGAGCACCACUUCCAAAUCCCCAGGCCCACAUCACUCACUUCGCAGCUGCCCAGCUCUUAACUUCCCAACUCCAGAAUCUUGGGGACCUUCCUCCUGUCCCCCACAUCAGGCUCAUCCUCUCAAUCUGGACCCCUGUUCUUCAAGUGCUGACCCCCCAAAAGUUCAAAGGGCAGAACCUCAGCCUGCCCAGGCCCCUCAAUGUUCUCACUCGUCUUCCAGCAGAGCAGAGCAAGAGUCUCCAGAAAACAAGAGGAUGAAAUGGAAGGUAGCAGUCCAGAUCCCACCCCCAGGGCACGUUCAUACAAAGGCUACUGAAAACUGCUCAAAUUCAGGGGUUCUGGUCUCUAACAGGAGACAAGACAAGACUUUAGUACUACUUUCAGCCCCAAAGAAAGGGAGUCCCAGAAAAUCCAAAGCAGAGAAAUGUGGAGGAGGGACUGCAAGAUUGGAAUCAUCCACUGCCACAGGGAAAAACAACCCUGCCCAGGCCUGCAGACCAACAGAAGCCCCUAUACACAGACUUUCUAAAAAGUCUCAGUAUAGAACUCAGCAUUCUCCACACACUGUUAUUGCUCAGCAGCUUCUCCCAAACGCUGCUGGUCUCCAGGAUCAACAAAGAGCAGGCCUAAUAGCUGGUGAUACCCAGAAUCCUCACUAUUGUAAGCACUGUCCUUGGGCCUCCAUGGAAAAGCAGCUCCCAUCCUCCACACCCCAGGCUCCCCCUACCAGAGGUUUUCAAAGGUUGUUAGCUAAAUUUCUAGGUGUCCAUAGACCCCUGCUGCCUAAAUCCAGUCAGUAAAGGAUGAUAGUCCUGGUACCCAGUAUCCCACAGCCCAAACCAAACCAGGUGUGGGUAUGGAAAUAGAGACAGAUAGAGAAAAAAUUAAUAAAGUAGUUCAACUAGA
Molecule: messenger RNA, 3744 nt
Organism: Peromyscus maniculatus bairdii (prairie deer mouse)
Lineage: Eukaryota; Metazoa; Chordata; Mammalia; Rodentia; Cricetidae
Gene: Spata31g1
Product: SPATA31 subfamily G member 1
Source: RefSeq, a predicted model, not a curated record